This is a messenger RNA of Caenorhabditis angaria, 1508 nucleotides long. NCBI's taxonomy places the organism in Eukaryota, Metazoa, Nematoda, Chromadorea, Rhabditida, Rhabditidae. The record is from the annotation of a GenBank genome assembly.
AUGACACAAAUAAAAGAAAAAACGAAAGUUGAAGAAGUAGAAGUUUUGGAUAUAACUCAAAUGGCAGCAAUUUGGACAAUUAAUCGAACUCUUCAAUGGGUUCCAAUAUUUGUUGAUUAUUCAUUUUUCACCGAAUUCCAAAUAUCAUUUUAUUUUUAUUCAUGUAUAAACCUGUUGACUUUUUUGAUCUGCUCAAUUAUUGGAUUCUCACAAAUGCAUGUUUUCUAUUAUCAAACUGUUAUUCAUCCAAAUUUACGUGUAAUAUUUUUGGCACAAUUUGCAAUUCAUCAACUUUUUCUAAUUUCCGAUGUUAUUCUAGUUUCUUAUCAAGUCGGAUUUAUCCCCAGGCAAUGUAAGUUUUUCGAUAUUUUGUUAUUCUUUUUACUUGCUUGAAAAGCAGAAGAAAAACUUGUUAUUCCCCUUUAAAAUGUAUUUCUAAUCCUACAAAAAUACAAUUUUUUCUUAAUUAAUCAGACGACUAUCCUGGGGAUUUUAUAAUAAUAAUCGCUGGAGAUAUCAAAGUAGCUUUUAUGCUUUUCAGUUUUUUAAGCAUAGUUAUGGUAGUUAUUGAAAGACUUAUAGCAACUAUAAGAAUAUCAACAUAUGAACAGGAAAAAUCAAUUACAAUUGGAGUGAUCAUAGUGAUUUCUAUGGUAUUUUCUUUCUAGAAAAAAAGAUUAUGAGGAAGGAACAAGUUUUUUCAGAUGUUGUGUUCGAUUGGUUUUGCGUAUGGAUUCACACAUCGAGUUCUCGGAAUAAAUUCAGCCAUAGGACUGAUUUUAUUUAUGGGUUUACCAUGUUGUAUAAUUUAUCUUACAAUUUUCAACUUUAAUAAAUCUCGAAAGAAAAAACUGAAACUUAUGCAAAACUACAAUGCCUCUGAUUAUACAUUGAGUAUCAGAUAUCAACUGAAAGAAAAUUUACAUGUUUUCAAGGUACUCUAAAGAUGCGGAACUAUUUCUGAGUACAUAUUUUUCAGACUCUUAUUCAUAUUGUGCUGGGAACAUUUACUUGUAAUGUUAUCUCAACAACAUUUUUAUAUCUUCUCUCAAUAUUGAAUCCUUUAACCGAAGAUCGUGAAUAUCAUCCAAUUCUUGCAUUUUUAGUCGAACUUUUGUGGGCGUUGUGAGUUUAAUUUGACAUCACUUCUUUGAAAAAAUUUAGAAGCUUACUAUGUAUGUAGUAAACAAGUUUUUGAUAAGAAGAAGAAGAAGAAGGAAGAGGGGUUUCCAUGAAAAUAUGGCUCAAAGGAAAUGGAAGGUUCGAGCUUGAAAACUAAAAAUUGACAAAGGAGUCGUAAACAAUUAGAAAACAAAUAUUUUAUCAAAAAUUUCAAGUUUAAGUCAAAAUCACUUUUCUCGUUUAUUUUCAGAUACCCAGUUUGCCAAAUGAUUCAAAUCAACCAAAUCGAAGCCAGAAGACAACGUCAAAGUUCUGCGAAAGUUGGAAUCGGUGGACAAUCAAAUACAAAUACGUAUUUUGAUCAAUUGAAAAAUACUUGGAAAUAA